This is a messenger RNA of Nerophis lumbriciformis (worm pipefish), 606 nucleotides long. Lineage: Eukaryota; Metazoa; Chordata; Actinopteri; Syngnathiformes; Syngnathidae. The record is from RefSeq and is a predicted model, not a curated record.
AUGGUGAAGCUGGGAACCAAUCUGGCUGAUAAGAUGGAGAAGCAGCCGUCUGCAGAUGAUGGCUUUGAUAAUAUCCCCCUCAUCACUCCUCUGGAGGUUAGCCAGCUCCAGCACUCUUUUGCAGACAAGGUUAUAGUGAAGACGUCCACUCAAUACCAAUUGCAGCAGCAGAAAAAGAAGAACAAAAAGUUGUUUAUGCCCGGCAUCGACAAGCCAAGCAUCAACCUGUAUAAGGACGUCUCCGACAGAGCCAAGAUCACAGCCCUGAUACUCAUCAUGUUGGCCUUCCUAACUAGCCUUCUCCUCUUGCUCAUGUACAAAGCCAUGUGGUACGACCGUCUUACCUGCCCAGAGGGUUUCAUCCUUCAGCAAAAGCACUGCACUCCGGCCAGUCUGGAGAUAUUCUCCAGCGGGCAGCAGAAUCCCGCGGACAUCCCAGGCAGCAGCUCCGGGCUGAACGCUGUACUCAGCCGCCUCAACCACGUGAGGAGGAUGAGUCCUGAUAUGCCGUCGCCAUGGCUGCCGGUCAUCAGAGCUCUCAAGGAGACUGACGCCAGCAAACGUAAUAGCCAUUGAAUAUAAGGUCAACUGGAGGGAGAAGAGUAA